Scheffersomyces coipomensis is the source of this 1435-nucleotide messenger RNA. RefSeq names its product triglyceride lipase. The coding region runs from base 357 to 1403 and encodes 348 amino acids. NCBI's taxonomy places the organism in Eukaryota, Fungi, Ascomycota, Pichiomycetes, Serinales, Debaryomycetaceae. Gene Ontology annotation, molecular function: triacylglycerol lipase activity. The transcript has a single exon. The record is from RefSeq and is a predicted model, not a curated record. Gene Ontology annotation, biological process: lipid metabolic process.
GUUACAUAAAGUAUUUUCCACUGAUUAUUACCCUAUUGUUGCUUUAAGAGGGUUAGGCUUACGUUCAAUCAACCUCCUUGACUCUGUAAAAGAUGUAAUGGUCAAAAUAAUUAGUAGUAGAUAGUGUAACAUACCCCCCACAGCUUUAAAAUAUACUUUGUAAAUAGAUCUUUAAUUACACCAAAACUAAACUUUCGCAUUUAAGUCGGAUAUCCGGCAAAAGUCGGAAUUUGCGCGUGUUCAUCUUUUUUUUUUUCAAAUGGGUUCCAAUUUAUGGGGAAUGGUAGCAAACUUAAAACAGAGAUGCAAACAGAGUAUAGAGCGUUUGUUAAGAUAUUAGUUGAUAAUAGCCUAGCAUGCUAGUUGCUAGGACGAGUUGGAAGGGCCUAUCAGUUGGCUCGAGCGUAAGGUUGUUUACUUCCUAUGGCUUAAGAUCUAAUAAAUAUGUUAUUACUGAUAAAUUUGGUGUCCUACGUGAAAAAUAUCAUACCCCAAAGUAUCCAAUAGUUUUAUGUCAUGGAUUCUCUGGUUUCGAUACGAUAAACUUUCUCCUGGGUUUUGAGGUUGUGGAUAAAUACUUAGAGACUAAUGGAACCAAACGUCUUCUUGGAUUUGAGUUAGAUUAUUGGAGAGGUAUUGGAGUUGCAUUACAGAAGUUAGGUUGUAAGGUGUUGGUGGCGCAAGUGCCACCUUUUGGAACUAUUAAGGAUCGAGCUAAGAUUCUUGAAAUAUUUCUUGAAUUACAAUGUGAAAUGGUUAAAAGAACAUCAAAGGAAGAAAUCUCAUAUCCUAUUAAAGUUAAUUUAAUAAGUCAUUCAAUGGGUGGUUUGGAUAGUAGAUAUUUGAUCUCCAAAUUGCAAAAUAAAGGCAUUAACAAAAAAUAUCAAGUAGUUUCAUUAACUACUAUUUCAACCCCACAUAGAGGUUCUGAGGUGGCUGAUUUCUUUGAUGAUUUAGUCACAGCUGUAUCUCCUUUGAAAUUAAUUGCACCACAUGCCUUGUAUGAUUUAACCACUAAAAGUAUGACUCAAUUUAAUAAGGACAUCGUGGAUGAUCCAAAUGUCGAGUAUUUCUCAUAUGGAGCUAAGUUCGUACCCCAUCCAUUCAAUACAUUCUACUUGACUUGGUGUUUAAUGAGAUAUAGAAUAACUCGGGCUUUUAAACGUGAAAACAUAAAAGUUCCAAAGAUUGCCAUAGAGAAUGAUGGUUUGGUUAGUGUAAAAAGUGCAAAAUGGGGGAAUUACUUGGGAACUUUAGAUCAAGUUGAUCAUCUUGAUUUAAUUAAUUGGACGAAUAGAAUCCGUCUUGCGAUGGAUAAAUUUGUAUGGAAAAGGAAACCUAAAUUCAAUGCUAUAGCUUUAUAUUCGGAUAUAGUGGAAAAUUUAGCCAAAAGAGGUUUUUAAAAAUAAGAAAUGAAUAAAUAUACAUUAUAAUU